AUGGCUGGUCCAGAGGAGAUGGUGGAUGUGGCUGCAGGCGUGAAGCGGCCUACGACUGCUUCUUCUAUGGAUCUGGACAGUCUGCAGCGGAAGAAGUUCAAGACGGAUGAGCUGCCUUUGUCCGCGGCGCAGCAUUCGGCCAUUGAGCAUUUACUGCACGCGUUCAAGAAGAGGGGUGGGUUUGAUUCUAUAAGGAAGAAGAUAUGGUCUGAAUUCCAUGAUGGGGAAGGGAAGAUUGAGUUUACGAAACUGCUGAUCGAUCUUGCCGAAUCUGAAAUUGAUCGCGAACCCGGUCUUCUUUCUCGCGAACGUGGAAAGGCUGCAACCUUGAUCGAAGGUGCCGUUGAUCGAAGCGAUGUCUACAAAACUGUCGAACAUACCCUUGAUGCGCUAGCCGAGAAACACUUACCGGCUAUCCUUGAUUCCGUGCGCGAUAUCCGCCGCGAUGAAGUGGGCGAGGUGAUCGCCACGCAGGAGGAAACGGCAGGGAACAAGACCGAUGAGGACUACGCCGCUCAUGUGAAAGCGAAACGCGACGAGCGCGAAAAGGCCUGGCAGGAGGAGCUGCGCAAGCAAAAGGAGAUAGAAGAAGAGGAAGCGCGCAAAAAGGCGGAAGAGGACCGCAAGCGACGUGAGUUGGAACGCCAGAAAGAAGAAGAAGAGAGGGCCAGGAGGAGGGAGCGCGAGGAACAGCGCCGCGAAGAGCAGCGGAAGCUUGACGAGCAGAGAGAAAAGGAACGACAGGAACGCUACGAACGCCGCCGCCGUGAAGAGCGCGACAGAUAUCGCGAUUGGCGCGAUCGAAGCCGAACCCGAGACCGCGAUUCAGAUCGUGAUAGAGAUAGGGAUCGUUACCGUUACCGAGAUCGCUCACCAGGCUAUCGCUCUGACCGCGCCCAUUCCCCACGUUACCGCGACUCGCGCAAAGAGAAAUCGCCCACACCGAAGGAACCCACGCCUGCAGCUGCGCCAGCGGCACCCCCAGUGGACGAGAAGUCGUUGGAGGAGGCGGCGCUACAACUUCUACUAAAGGAGGGAGAAGAAUUGGCAGCCAAGGCGCGACAGAAGCCCGAGUUUGACUUUGAGGAAGCGGAGGCUAUCGAGAAUGGUCUUAAGCCGCCCCCGAAAGGACCCAAGGCUGACUCGAGAUUCUCCAACACUCCGACCAAGGCAGGUAGUCCGGCUGGCGAGGCCGACCCCAAUCGACGACGCGGAUCAACAGCAGACGAUCGCCCCCGGACGAAGAGGCGCGACGAGAGCCGCAGUCGCUCACGACGGAGAUUCUCCUCCCGAUUUGAUGAUGACCGCCCAGAGCGCUCGCGCGAUGUAUCCAGCCAGCCUCGCAAUCGCGACUCUGAUGACCGACUGGUCCUUCGCGAUUUCCGAGAUAACAGAUAUGAGACCGAGAUCGUGACCGUGACCGUGACCGCGACCAUGACUACCGCCGCGACCGCAGCCGUGAUCGAGACCGAGAUCGCCGGGACCGGGACCGAGACCGGGAUAGAGAUAGGGAUAGAGACCGCGACAGGCCUCGAGACCGUGACCGCGAUCGAGACGACUACCGCCGCCGCCGCAGCUACUACUCCCGGUCCCGCUCACGACCUCGAUACCGGUCCCGCACACGCUCCCGCUCCGUCCACCGUGACCGUGACCGAGACCGCGAUCACAACCGCGACCGCGACAGAGACGUCCGCGAUAGAGACAGAGAUAGAGACAGAGACGCCCGCCCCCGCGACACAACCGAACGGGAUCGAGAUCGAGGCCGAGACCGCGACCGAGACCGAGACCAAGGCCGACCCCACCCCCAAAGACGAGAAAUCCCCUCCCCCACCCACCCGCCGCGUAUCCGUGUCCUCACGACGACGAUCCCGCUCGCGCCGACGAUCGCGCAGUCGACGCCGCUCGCCGAGUCUCCUCGAUAUCGAUCGCUAUGUGCCGCCUACUAGUCGUCGGAGCCGGUCUCCUCGUCGGAGGGUGCGAUCGCCUGAACGAGCGGAGAAAGAUGAGCGGGAUAGACCGCGUUUUGUUGAGAUUGAUCGGUAUAUUCCUGGUGCUGCUGCUGCUGCUGCUGCUACUGCUACUGCUGGUAGUGGUGAACGUGAGCGUGAACGUGAUAGUGAGACUAACGGUAGGGAUAGGGAUAGGGAGAGAGAUAGAGAUAGAGAGAGAGACAGGGAGGGGGAUGACAGGAGGGCGAGACGGAGGAGUACAUUUAUUGCUACUAUGGACUAA
Molecule: messenger RNA, 2232 nt
Organism: Aspergillus niger
Lineage: Eukaryota; Fungi; Ascomycota; Eurotiomycetes; Eurotiales; Aspergillaceae
Exons: 4
Coding region: 1-2232 (743 amino acids)
Source: RefSeq, a predicted model, not a curated record